Molecule: messenger RNA, 1118 nt
Organism: Leptopilina heterotoma
Lineage: Eukaryota; Metazoa; Arthropoda; Insecta; Hymenoptera; Figitidae
Gene: Rala
Product: ras-related protein Ral-a
Exons: 6
Coding region: 172-777 (201 amino acids)
Biological process (GO): Ras protein signal transduction
Cellular component (GO): plasma membrane
Molecular function (GO): GTP binding; GTPase activity; GDP binding
Source: RefSeq, a predicted model, not a curated record
UUUCUAUAAUAAAAGUGACUGAAUUUAAGUGAAAAAAUAGAAAAUCGAUAUGCACUAAUUGUGAAACGAAAGAAUAUUAACACGACAGCGCGGCACCGCCUUUUUCAUUAUUCACUUCUCGUAUCCGACAAAACUAAUAAUCAUUACAAUUUAUUGAUAACACAAGAGAAAAUGUCGAAGAAACCAGGUGCUACUCAGGCGUUGCACAAAAUCAUCAUGGUUGGGAGUGGAGGUGUUGGAAAAUCUGCUCUCACUCUACAAUUUAUGUAUGCCGAGUUUGUUGAGGAUUAUGAGCCGACAAAAGCAGAUUCUUAUAGGAAAACAGUUGUAUUAGACGGCGAAGAAGUACAAAUAGAUAUUUUGGAUACGGCAGGCCAGGAAGAUUAUGCAGCUAUUAGGGAUAACUAUUUCCGAAGUGGAGAAGGUUUUCUCUGUGUUUUUUCAAUAACAGAGGACGACAGUUUCCAAGCCACACAGGAAUUCAGGGAACAAAUACUCAGAGUGAAAAACGACGAAAACAUUCCCUUUUUGUUAGUGGGAAACAAAAGUGAUCUCCAGGAAAAAAGAAAAGUUUCAUUGGCCGAGGCUCAAGGAAGAGCACAACAAUGGGGCGUUCCUUAUGUCGAAACCAGUGCAAAAACUAAAGAAAAUGUCGACAAGGUAUUUUUCGACUUGAUGCGUGAGAUAAGAUCACGCAAAAUUGAGGACAAAUCGGCGAGUAAUGGCCGUGGAAAGGAUCGAGCGAAGAGGAAGAAAAAGAAGUGCAUUAUUUUAUAGGUAUUUUUUGACUUAAUGCGAGCAAUAGCCGCUCGCAAGGCACAUGAGAAUCAAGGUGAAGCGAGUGACGGCAAAAAUGAAACGAAAUGCUGCACUUUACUUUAACAAAUCUUUAUAUAAGGAACCACAGACUUUAUGAAAUUUUAUACACGCCUCCAAUUUGGUAAAAAGAAAAAACACAAGAAAAUUUUGUGCAUAAAAAUAAUACGUGUGACUUGUAUACCAAAAAAACAAAUUUUCUACCACUUUACAGUGAUUUGAGAAAAGUGCGAAUUUUUUCAUAUAUAAAUUAUACACACCCGGUGAAAGUAAAAAAGAAUCAGUAACCAAAUGUUAAAAAA